UCUCUCUAUAUAUAGGUUUCCAAAAAAAAAUAUUUUUACGAGAAAAGAGAUUCUCGGCAUCCAAGCGCUUCUCAGACCAGGAGGUACACUUUUGUUCUACGAAUCGGAGUAGAUCUGGAGAACGAGCAAGGAGUUUUCCACGUCGCUCGAGUGAGUUCUCCGGAUUCGGUGAUGGUGCCGUCGCCGGAGCAUCGCCGGAACUCGUCCUCCGCCUCUUCAUCUUCUUCUUCCGUGGAGAUUCCAGUGAAAAGUGAGCAAGAAAUAUGUAUCGAUGCUAAACAGAUGGAUAGUAGCAGAGAUUCCCUGGAAGCCGCUAGUGGCGAUGAUUCUCGCGCUGGAGUUGAUCGCAGUGCAAUGAAUAACGGUGGCGCCGAGUCCUCCGGCACUAUUCAUAGAAGUUACUCAGAGGUUGGAACAUCGCCUGUGGGUAUUUCAAACAUCGAAAAAUUGGAUUCGAGUCAGCGUAAACUGGAAAUUCCAAAAAGUGAAGCACAAAGGCAUCGGAACAUACUUGCUGAAGAGGCAGCUCAGAUUUUUGACAAUAAUAUACCUGCCCAACAGAAGCUUAACUUGUUGAACAGAAUAGCUACCUUGAAAGAUGAUGGGACUGUGGAGUUUGAGGUCCCUGGAGAUGUUGAGCCCCAUGCUCUUGGUGGUGGGCAGAGAGACGUAUAUACUGGAGUUGCUGAAGAAGAGUCACUUGAAACGGAACUUCAGUAUAUUCCUCCGUUGCAAAUAGUGAUGCUUAUAGUUGGCACACGUGGAGAUGUGCAGCCAUUUAUUGCGAUUGGAAAACGUCUCCAGGACUAUGGUCAUCGUGUAAGGCUGGCAACUCAUUCAAAUUUCAAAGACUUUGUGCUGACUGCCGGACUUGAGUUCUAUCCAUUAGGCGGAGAUCCUAAAGUUCUUGCUGGUUAUAUGGUUAAAAAUAAAGGCUUCUUGCCAUCAGGGCCUUCUGAGAUUCCUAUUCAGAGAAAUCAGAUAAAGGAAAUCAUCUACUCUUUGCUUCCAGCUUGCAAAGAUCCUGACCCUGAUUCUGCUAUCCCUUUUAAGGCAGAUGCAAUCAUUGCAAACCCUCCAGCAUAUGGACAUACCCAUGUGGCAGAGGCAUUGAAAGUACCAAUUCAUAUAUUUUUCACGAUGCCAUGGACGCCAACAAGUGAGUUUCCACACCCUUUGUCCCGUGUGAAGCAACCUGCUGGAUAUCGACUUUCUUAUCAAAUUGUUGAUUCAAUGAUUUGGCUCGGGAUAAGGGACAUGAUAAAUGAUCUUAGAAAGAAAAAGCUGAGGCUGCGACCAGUCACAUACUUGAGUGGUUCCCAAGGCUCUGAUUCUGAUGUUCCAUAUGGAUAUAUAUGGAGUCCUCACCUUGUUCCUAAGCCUAAAGAUUGGGGACCUAAGAUUGACGUGGUAGGCUUUUGCUUUCUUGAUCUUGCAACAAAUUAUGAACCUCCUGAAUCACUCGUAAAGUGGCUUGAAGCUGGUCCAAAGCCUAUUUAUAUUGGAUUUGGUAGCCUUCCUGUUCAAGAACCAGAAAAAAUGACCCAAAUAAUUGUCGAUGCAUUGGAACAAACUGGGCAGAGGGGUAUCAUUAAUAAAGGCUGGGGUGGCCUUGGUAGCUUGGCAGAAUCCAAGGACUCUGUUUACUUAUUGGACAACGUCCCUCAUGAUUGGCUAUUCUUGCAAUGCAUGGCUGUGGUUCACCAUGGUGGUGCCGGAACAACAGCUGCCGGUCUUAAAGCUGCGUGCCCAACGACCAUUGUGCCAUUUUUUGGUGAUCAACCUUUCUGGGGAGAUCGAGUGCAUGCUAGAGGAGUGGGACCUGCACCAAUUCCGAUUGAUGAGUUCUCACUUCCCAAGCUGAUUGAUGCAAUAAAAUUCAUGCUAAACCCAGAGGUUAAAGAGAAAGCUGUUGAACUUGCCAAGGCAAUGGAGAAUGAGGAUGGGGUGAGUGGAGCGGUAAAAGCAUUUUUUAAGCAUCUUCCUCGCAAGAAGCCAGAACUGGAGCCAUCAGUGGAGCCACCAUCUAGUCUGUUCUCCAUUAGUCGGUGUUUUGGUUGUUCGUGAAUCUGGUAUGCCUGUUUGUUUCUUCCUUUUAAGUUGUUUUAAGUUAAAUGUGUUCUGCAGCCCUUGUUGCCGUCUUAUUACCUCAGUCUAUCUAAACAUCAUGAAUUCUCAUCCCUACUUCGAGAAAUCUACUUAUUUUAACAGUUAAAGCCACAUUUUAGCGUACAACAUAAAUUUGCAUUCAUCUCAAAGGUUAAAAAAAAUAAAGAAAAAGAAAAAAAGAAAAAGCCCUUUAUUUA
Gossypium raimondii (Peruvian cotton) is the source of this 2306-nucleotide messenger RNA. RefSeq names its product sterol 3-beta-glucosyltransferase UGT80A2. Gene Ontology annotation, molecular function: UDP-glycosyltransferase activity; hexosyltransferase activity. Gene Ontology annotation, biological process: carbohydrate metabolic process. The transcript is spliced from 14 exons. The coding region runs from base 172 to 2067 and encodes 631 amino acids. The record is from RefSeq and is a predicted model, not a curated record. Lineage: Eukaryota; Viridiplantae; Streptophyta; Magnoliopsida; Malvales; Malvaceae.